Molecule: messenger RNA, 1404 nt
Organism: Engraulis encrasicolus (European anchovy)
Lineage: Eukaryota; Metazoa; Chordata; Actinopteri; Clupeiformes; Engraulidae
Gene: drd2a
Product: dopamine receptor D2a
Exons: 10
Coding region: 1-1404 (467 amino acids)
Biological process (GO): regulation of potassium ion transport; adenylate cyclase-activating adrenergic receptor signaling pathway; negative regulation of synaptic transmission, glutamatergic
Cellular component (GO): presynaptic membrane; plasma membrane; glutamatergic synapse
Molecular function (GO): G protein-coupled receptor activity; dopamine neurotransmitter receptor activity, coupled via Gi/Go
Source: RefSeq, a predicted model, not a curated record
AUGGUACUCCUCUUCAAGGGUCCCCUCCUCCGUGCCACCCCCCUCUCUUCACCCCCGAUGGACAUCAUCAUCCAGCAAAGCUACAACUACUACAGCAACGAGAGUGACGCGCUCGAUGACAACAACGGCAGUGGCAAUGGCACCAACACGACCGGGGACGCGUGGCCCCCGCGCCAGGAGUACAACUACUACGCCAUGCUGCUCACGCUCCUCAUCUUCGUCAUCGUCUUCGGCAACGUGCUGGUGUGCAUGGCCGUGUCGCGGGAGAAGGCGCUGCAGACCACCACCAACUACCUGAUCGUCAGCCUGGCGGUGGCGGACCUGCUGGUGGCCACGCUGGUCAUGCCCUGGGUGGUGUACUUGGAGGUGGUGGGUGAGUGGCGCUUCAGUAAGAUCCACUGUGACAUCUUUGUCACCCUGGAUGUCAUGAUGUGCACCGCCAGCAUCCUCAACCUGUGUGCCAUCAGCAUCGACAGGUACACGGCGGUGGCGAUGCCGAUGCUGUACAACACGCGCUACAGCUCCAGGAGGAGGGUGACCAUCAUGAUCUCCAUCGUCUGGGUGCUCUCCUUCGCCAUCUCCUGCCCACUGCUCUUCGGACUCAACAGCACAGCGACGUCAGAGGAAGAGGGCCAGUGUGUGAUAGCGAACCCGGCGUUUGUGGUCUACUCCUCCAUCGUCUCCUUCUAUGUUCCCUUCAUCAUCACGCUGCUGGUCUACGUGCAGAUCUACGUGGUGCUGCGCAAGCGCCGGAAACGCGUCAACACCAAGCGCACCCACCAGCCGCCGCCCACCGACGCCGGGACCGCGCUGAAGAAGUGCACUCACCCAGAAGACGUGAAGCUCUGCACUGUCAUCGUCAGAUCCACUGGGAGCUUUCCUGUCAACAAGAAGAAUGUGAUCCUGAUCAAGGAGGAGGAGUGUCCGAGGGAGAGCCAGGUGGAGAUGGAGGAGCUACCUCCCGGAGGAGGAGGAGGAGGGGAGAACCAGGAUGCCAGCGCCUCCUCUUCGUCCCCUGCAGGAGAGGGCUCCACCAAGGUCCAGAGGAACGGGAGCACGAUGGAGGCCCUUGCUCGUGUGCCCCGGGUGACGCGGGCCUUCGAGACGCAGGCGCUGCCCAAUGGGAAGACCCAGACGUCCCUCCGGGGCUCCAGCAAGAGAAAGAUCUCCCAGCAGAAGGAGAAGAAGGCAACGCAGAUGCUGGCCAUCGUCCUAGGUGUGUUCAUCGUGUGCUGGCUGCCGUUCUUCAUCACUCACAUCCUGAAUAUCCACGGUGCCGUGCCGCUGGAGCUCUACACCGCCUGCACCUGGCUCGGCUACGUCAACAGCGCCGUCAACCCCAUCAUAUACACCACCUUCAACGUGGAGUUCAGGAAGGCCUUCAUCAAGAUCCUGCACUGCUGA